UAAAUUGAAAUUGGUUGAUUUGAAAAUUCUGGGGUUUUCUACAUUUAUUAGUGUACACAGGAUCAUGGAAAGGGUCAAUCAAACCAACAGUGUCACUGAAUUCAUCCUCCUGGGACUAUCCUCCCGGCCAGAGGAGCAGAAGCCACUUUUUGUCGUCUUCCUCACCAUGUACCUCAUCACUGUGGUGGGGAACUUGCUCAUCAUUCUGGUCAUCCACUCAGACACUCGGCUGCAGACACCCAUGUAUUUUUUCCUCAGCACCCUAUCCUUCACUGAUGUUUGCUAUACAACAACCAUCAUUCCCAAAAUGCUGGUAAACUUUCUAUCAAAGAAGAAGACCAUCUCCUAUGCUGAGUGUAUGAUCCAAAUGUAUUUCUUCUUGGCUUUUGCCAACACAGAAAGCUACCUCCUGGCAGCCAUGGCCAUUGACCACUAUGUUGCCAUCUGUGACCCCUUCCACUAUGUCACCACCAUGAGCCACCACCGCUGUGUCCUGCUGCUGGCCUUCUCCUGCUCCAUCUCUCACCUCCAUUCUCUCUUGCUAGUUCUUCUGAUAAAUCGUCUCAUCUUCUGUGAUUCCAAUGUUAUCCACCACUUCCUCUGUGACAUCAACCCUCUAUUGAAAUUGUCCUGCUCCUCCACAUUUGUCAAUGAAAUUGUAAUUAACACAGAAGGAUUGAUAACCUUGGUGACACCCUUUAUUUGCGUCAUCAUCUCUUACCUACGAAUUCUCAUUGCUGUUCUUAAGAUCCCCUCAGUUGCUCGGAAGCAGAAAGCCUUCUCCACCUGUGGCUCCCAUCUCACCAUGGUGACCCUCUUUUAUGGAAGCAUCAUUUACGUUUAUUUCCGACCCCUGUCCAGCUACACUGUCAAGGAUCGGGUGGCAACAGUCAUCUACACAGUUUUGUCCUCCAUGCUAAACCCUUUCAUCUACAGCCUGAGAAACAAAGACAUGAAGCGAGGCCUGGAGAAGCUGAUGGGCAAGAAGAAGUCCUAGGAGGCACUUCUGUAGGCUUGUCCAGGAGUGACUCUUCUGUGGGCCCUGGUCUCUGAUGAUUUCUGGUGUAUACACCAAGCUACUUGAGGUUAGCAUACCUAAUUUGAGUGAUUCAUAGGGAAUGGAAUAGAUAUGACAAGACUAUAGUAUUAUGCCCAGUCUUAGAUAUUCGUAUCAGCCAAUCAAGGCCACCUUAUUAGAGCCUCCUGAUUAACCCAGGGUCUUUGUACCCAUCCCUCAUCCCUCCCCUACCCCUUUUCUCUUCCCACUUAUUCCUUCCAAGUGUAGCUGAAAACUAACAGUUUUCAUUAAUUUUUAUUGACCAAAUUUCUACUUGUUCAAUAAUACUCCAAAUUCCCAGU
This is a messenger RNA of Loxodonta africana (African savanna elephant), 1359 nucleotides long. RefSeq names its product olfactory receptor 1L1-like. NCBI's taxonomy places the organism in Eukaryota, Metazoa, Chordata, Mammalia, Proboscidea, Elephantidae. The record is from RefSeq and is a predicted model, not a curated record. Gene Ontology annotation, biological process: G protein-coupled receptor signaling pathway. Bases 65 to 997 code for a protein of 310 amino acids. The transcript has a single exon. Gene Ontology annotation, cellular component: plasma membrane. Gene Ontology annotation, molecular function: olfactory receptor activity; G protein-coupled receptor activity.